Messenger RNA from Nilaparvata lugens (brown planthopper), 988 nucleotides. RefSeq names its product RYamide receptor-like. The transcript is spliced from 3 exons. Gene Ontology annotation, cellular component: neuron projection; plasma membrane. Gene Ontology annotation, molecular function: neuropeptide Y receptor activity; neuropeptide binding. Gene Ontology annotation, biological process: G protein-coupled receptor signaling pathway. The coding region runs from base 149 to 988 and encodes 279 amino acids. The record is from RefSeq and is a predicted model, not a curated record. Lineage: Eukaryota; Metazoa; Arthropoda; Insecta; Hemiptera; Delphacidae.
UAUGUUGAUUGUUAACUCCAACUACUCCUUGACCAUGUUGUAUGUUGAGCGAUCGUUUGAUAAAUGGAAAUAUUGAAGUACCACAGUCAGUGAUCCCAGUGAAUAUCGAUUUCUCCCUCUUCAAGUAUCACAUCUAGUGACAGUGAGAAUGGAUAGCUGUAUGUUCAGCGACAACUCAAGCUGCCCGUUCUACGAGGACCGUUUCACGAACGAUAGCAGCGGUCUCAACGACUCAAGUUGGCCUGCCUGCUCUGACGGAGUCCCCGGCAUGCUUUUCUCGGCCUACUUCCAGGCAGCCAUCUAUCUGACCUACUCGGCCAUAUUCGUCGUGGCUCUAGUGGGCAACGGGCUAGUCUGCUACGUGGUUUUGUCGUCGGCCCGCAUGCGCACAGUCACCAACAUAUUCAUAGUGAACCUGGCUGUCGGCGACAUCAUGAUGACCGUGCUCUGUGUGCCGUUCAGCUUUGUCAGCACGCUCAUCCUGCAGUACUGGCCGUUCGGCGCCCCACUUUGUCACACCGUCAGCUUCUCGCAGGCCGUGUCAGUGCUGGUGAGCGCGUACACACUGGUGGCGAUCAGCGUGGACCGGUACAUGGCGAUAAUGUGGCCGCUGCGCCCACGCAUGGGCAAGCGCCAUGCCAAGGUGGUGAUUCUGCUGGUGUGGGUGGUGGCCAUUGCUACCGCUCUGCCCAUCCCGCUGGUCACGCGACUCUACGAGCCUUCUCCCUGGCAUACCACCUGUCAACGGUCUGUUUGUAACGAGCACUGGGACUCGAACUUGGCUCGAGUGGUGUACGGAGUGACUCUGCUAGUUCUGCAGUACGCCGUUCCCUUCCUGGUGCUUGUCUUCACCUACACAAGCAUAGCAGUCGUCGUGUGGGGCAAACGACCUCCCGGGGAAGCUGAAAACGCCAGAGACACUAGGAUUGCUCGUUCAAAAAGAAAGGUAAACAUAAUUUGGAUUAUUCUCAAAUUAAUCAUUGAAUGA